UUUCAGAGCUAACUGGCUGCCUUAUGGGCCACGCGAUCGAAUCAAUCGUACUGAGCCCGCUGCGAACCUUGGCAGACAGUGCUGAAAUAUAUACUUGUAUGUAUGUAUGUAUAGUACAUAUAUUUUGCGUAUUUAUCGGGUCGCCUUUCGUUCGUUGUUAACGCUCAGCGCAUUCCGGUGCAGAACGCCGGCACGUCUGGUUGUUGUUGGUUGCGUUUCAUUUGUAUGAAGCGUAAAGUUGAGUAAUAUCGCGUAACCCGUAACUCGGUCUCUGGUUCACACGCUACCCACGCACAUCAACUCAUUGGAGUUGAAAAGCACAGAAAUAACGCACAACUAGCUGCUAACUAUUGGUAUCAAUAACACAAACAAACUCACAAACGAAGCCGCUAACCACAAAAACAAGAACAAAGCACCUACAUACUUGUGAAGGUAGACGCUGGCAGAGACGUAGCGGCGACUUUUUUUUUGCUAGCUGGCUCUGAGUCUUGCCACCCAGGAAUGAAAAGUUCGCUAAUUGCUUUGUUUUCUCCUCCGUCUCUCUGCCUCUGUUGACUGAUUGGGAAGUGCAGGCAGCCAAAUGUAAACAACAACAACUACAACAAGAACAAUAAUCAAAAAAUCAAAUCAAAAAGCAGUCGCAACCGAAAAAAGUUUUCAUUGUGAAUUUUAGCUGUGCCGUGAAAGUUUCUAAACAAACGCAAGCCCCAUCCAAACUGAACGAACGCGUGCACGUAAGUACAAAAAAAAAAAAAAAUUGUGCAGAAUUUGACAUUGAGUGGCGACCCUCCUACUAUAACAAUACUAGUGUGAUCAUCAUAAUUAUAAUAAUUGCAGCAAAAUAAUAAUAAAGAAAAAGAAAAAAAAAAAAAAACAGCGACAAAAUGUCCAACGUUAAAAUCGUCGAAUCGAAACUAGAUCUAUUCCAAGCCCCGCAGAGCUAUGCGCUUGCCCAUGCCGUUGAGUCAUCGUUCAGCGCGGCGAGGGGAACACUGGCCUGGCAGUUCUCGCUCAUCUUUGGCGAUGUGGAGGAGCUGCGGCAGCGGCGGGUGACGCGCGGUAACUGCGCCGUGCUCGAGCACAAUUCCCGCUUCGUCUACUAUCUGGUGACAAAAGAGAAUCUCUAUGCGACGAGCACUUAUGACGAUGUUCAGGCCGCCUUGAUUUGUAUGCGCGAGCAUAUGCGCAAUCAUGAAAUCAACAAAGUGGCCAUGCCACGCAUCUGUUGCGGCACAGACGGCCUGGAAUGGAAGCAAGUAAAGCGCAUCAUACAACAAAUUUUCGCACACAUCGACUAUAAUGUGGAGAUUCUUGUGUGUGAGCACACCGAUGUGGAGCUCCACUCGGCCAAAUGUCAAAUAACCGAAGCGAAAGGCAAUCUAUUCAGCGCCCCGGACAACUUUGCGUUGGUGCAUUCCGUUAGCGCCGACUUCGCGAUGUGCAGUGGCAUUAAUUUGCAAUUCAAAUGCAAGUUCGGACAGGUUGACGAGCUUAAGAAGCAGAACAGGCACAUCGGCAACGUGGCUGUGUUGGAGCAGGACGGACGAUACAUUUACAAUCUGGUAACUAAGGAGCGAUCGCACGAGAAAUGCACAUAUACGGCACUGUAUUAUGCGCUCUUGGCGAUGCGCGAGCAUAUGCACGAACAUAAUGUCAAUAAAUUGGCCAUUCCGCGCUUGGGUUGUGGCAUUGACCGCUUGGAUUGGCUGCGCGUGCGCAGCUUGCUGGAACUGGUCUUUGCCGAGGACAGUGUGGAUAUUAUUGCUUUCUUUUACGAGCCACCAAGUCUGGUGCAGGACACCAUCAAGAUCACCUGUCCGACCUGUCAUAACAUGAAGGUCAUGCGAAUUCCACGCAGUACGCACUCAUCGCGACUGUCUCUGUACAAGGAGAAGAGUCCCUUCUAAAUGUGAUGGAAAAAGUGGAGGGACUGGGAAGAACUCUUCGUAUUUUAUAUUAUUUAAUUUAUCUAUUUAACGUAUUUAACACUCGAAAUUCUAUGCGACACCGUUGCACCACGGCUUACAAGUGACAGCGAUGUGUGUGGCAGGACUGGCGUGAAAUUUUGUGGCUGGAUAAUGCACGAAAUGCACCUUUACUUAUAUAGCUUAUAAAGCAUUAUACAUAUAUUAGUUCUUUUUCUUUUUUGCAAAGAAAAUAUAUUUUCUAUGGGGGACAGUUUUUAUAUGUGUAACAAUAAAAGACAUGCCACAAGUGGCAAUAACCAAACAA
Molecule: messenger RNA, 2232 nt
Organism: Scaptodrosophila lebanonensis
Lineage: Eukaryota; Metazoa; Arthropoda; Insecta; Diptera; Drosophilidae
Gene: Targ2
Exons: 4
Coding region: 885-1907 (340 amino acids)
Biological process (GO): peptidyl-glutamate ADP-deribosylation
Source: RefSeq, a predicted model, not a curated record